Molecule: messenger RNA, 1845 nt
Organism: Salvia hispanica
Lineage: Eukaryota; Viridiplantae; Streptophyta; Magnoliopsida; Lamiales; Lamiaceae
Source: RefSeq, a predicted model, not a curated record
AUGGCGGGAAAGGGGAAAGGACGUGCAAUUGGGAUCGAUUUGGGGACGACGUAUUCGUGUGUGGCAGCAUGGAAGCACGACCGCAUUGAGAUCAUACCGAAUGAUCAGGGUAACCGAACAACGCCUUCUUAUGUAGCCUUCACUGACGUUGAGCGCCUGAUUGGCGACGCUGCUAAGAAUCAAGUUGCCAAUAAUCCGAUCAACACUGUUUUCGAUGCAAAGAGGCUGAUUGGUCGCAAAUUUAGUGACCCAACUGUUCGCAGUGACAUGAAAUUCUGGCCAUUCAAGGUUAUUUCAGGCGCCGGUGACAAGCCUAUGAUAGCGGUAACCUACAAAGGGGAAGAGAAACAGUUUUCAGCUGAGGAAAUAUCCUCAAUGGUGCUUACUAAGAUGAAGGAUAUCGCUGAGGCAUAUCUUGGAACAACUGUCACGGAUGCAGUGGUGACAGUGCCUGCUUAUUUCAACGACUCACAGCGUCAAGCCACCAAGGAUGCCGGAACUAUUGCUGGCCUUAAUGUUAUGAGGAUCAUCAAUGAGCCUACUGCUGCAGCCAUUGCUUACGGUCUUGAUAUAGAGUCUACUAGAUUUGUCCCAAAGAAUGUGCUGAUUUUUGACCUUGGUGGUGGAACCUUUGAUGUGUCUUUGGUGACUAUUGAGGCGGGAGUCUUUGAAGUGAAAGCUAUUGCCGGUGAUACUCAUCUUGGAGGCCAGGACUUUGACAACAGAUUGGUCAAACACUUCAUAAAAGAGUUCAAGCGCAAGACGGGGAAGGAUAUAAGUGGGAAUCCGAGAGCGGUUAGGAGACUGGUGACUGCUUGUGAGAAGGCAAAGAGGAUCCUUUCAUCCUCUUUUCAAACCACAAUUGAGAUUGAAGCCCUGUUUGGGGGGAUUGAUCUUUUUUCUACUAUCACUCGUGCUAAAUUUGAUGAACUUAAUGUUGAUUUAUUCAGCAAGUGUGUGGAGCAGGUGGAGAAGUGCUUGGGGGAUGCGAAGAUGGCAAAGAGUCUCAUCCAUGAAGUAGUGUUGGUUGGGGGAUCGAGUAGAAUUCCAAAGGUACAGGAGCUAUUGCAGAAGAUGUUCAAUUGGAAGAAGAUGUGCAAGACCAUCAAUCCAGAUGAAGCUGUGGCACAUGGUGCCGCUGUGCUAGCUGCUAAGUUGAGUGGUGAAGGCAACGGGAAGGUGCAGAAUGUGGUUCUUUUGGAUGUUACUCCUUUGUCCCUUGGUAUUGAAAUUGCUGGAUAUCUGAUGUCAGUAAUUAUUCCGAGGAAUACAUGUAUCCCGACAAAGAGGGAAGAAAUUUUCUCCACUGAAGAGGACAAUCAGACCUGUGUAACAAUCAAGGUGUAUGAGGGUGAAAGAAGCAGGUCAACAGACAACAACCUAUUAGGCCAAUUCGAUCUCCUAGGCAUUCCAGUGGCGCCCAGACGAGUUCCUAAAAUCAAAGUGUGCAUCGACAUUGAUGCGAAUGGUAUCAUGAGCGUGUCAGCAAAGGACAUGGGUACCGGGUUGAAGAACAAGAUCACCAUCACCAACAGCACGGGUAGGUUGUCUAAGUCUGAAAUCGAUCGCAUGAUUCAGGAUGCAAGGAAGUACAAGUUGGAGGAUGAGGAGUAUAAGAAGAAGGUUGCAUCGUUGAAUGCUUUGCAGGACUACGCCUACAACAUGAGGAAAGCCAUUAGAAGAUCAGCCAAGCGCGGAGCAGCAGACAGGAAGAAGAUAGAGGAUGCUUACGAGUCGUUUAAACAGUGGCGACACUUCAAUCAACAUGCACAUGCUGAUGAUUAUAAAAAGAAGAUGAAAGAGCUCGAGUAUGUUUUCGGUCCCAUCAUCACCUAUAUGGAUUAA